This is a messenger RNA of Lytechinus pictus (painted urchin), 3145 nucleotides long. Its product is annotated as mitochondrial import inner membrane translocase subunit Tim10-B-like. Gene Ontology annotation, biological process: protein insertion into mitochondrial inner membrane. The record is from RefSeq and is a predicted model, not a curated record. Gene Ontology annotation, cellular component: mitochondrial inner membrane. Lineage: Eukaryota; Metazoa; Echinodermata; Echinoidea; Temnopleuroida; Toxopneustidae. The coding region runs from base 344 to 607 and encodes 87 amino acids. The transcript is spliced from 2 exons.
UACUUUUUUAUUUGUGUAAGUGCGUUUACCAUAAGAAUUGCUUGGUCCACGUGCAUACUAAACAAAAUUGCAACGAAUAUUGAGAGGAGAAUCGAUCUUUGUAUGUUUAAUAGUUUCAAUAUCCGUCGAUUAUCAUAAUUUAUACUAAUUCGAUUAAUCAUCUGAACCUAAACUGUAAAAAAAUAAGGAUAUAUUCAUUUCGCCAGUGCCAUCUUCGCUUCGGACUUUGCAUCUGCUUGACGGACCGCUCGUCUCAUUAUCCGCCGCAACCUCGGCGUGGCAAAGACGGCACUGCGCUAGAGAGGAGACUUCACAAUUCCUAGUCGAAUAGACUUGAACAAUCAUGAAUGAACAGCAGCAGCUUCAGCUCUUGGCUGAAUUAGAAGUAGAAAUGAUGGCAGACAUGUACAACAGGAUGACUGUUGCUUGUCAGAAGAAGUGUAUUCCACCUACCUACAAAGAAGGUGACCUUUCUAAAGGUGAAGCUGUCUGCUUGGAUCGCUGUGUUGCUAAGUAUUUGGAGGUCCAUGAGAGCAUUGGUAAAAAAUUGACUGAGAAGUCAGCCCAAGAUGAGGCCAUGAUGAAACAAAUGCAGGGACAGAGUUAGUGAUGAUCUCCAAUCAGCCCAGGGCCCAGGUACAUUAGAGAUGCAAUUCAAUUGAAUGUACAAUUCAUUGAAUUGCUUUUAAAAUGUUAUAGGACCCAGAUCAGAUGUAACUUGUGGAUGCAGUUAUCUUGGCCACAUAUCAGCUUCAUGAAAGCAUUAACUAUUAAGUCCAGAGGAGUUUGGUUUUCAGCAGUGGUCAAGGCAGGAUAUCGCCUGUUUGUAAGAUCAUAUUUGAGAAGUUUAAUUUGUAACUUGUCCAACGGGCUGAAUGAAGGACAAGAGAAUGAUAACUGAGCCAUGCAAGCCUCACCCACAUUGAAUUUGAUUUUUUUUUUUUAAUUAGAAAAUUAUGAUAAUACUCUGCUUUAGAUUAAGAUGCAACUUCUGUGACACAGAAUCUGGUCAGUUUGUAUAUAUGACUAGCAUUCUCUUGCCUUGCAUUUUUGCAUCAUGUUUGCAAAAUUGCUAUAGGUUUAGCAACGAUGCAAUAUUUAGGUGCAAUCACUCUGCAAGUGUUGCAAUGAUGUUAUUAUCCAGCGUGUUCUGUGCAGACUGCAGAGCACAGGAUUGCAUGGUAGAUUUGAGAGGACAAUAUAUUGACACUUUUGCUAAAUGUCACAGAAGGUAAAUCGCAGAUUUAAAGCCAUUGAUAUUGGCGGAAUUGCGGGGGUAACAAAACUCUGUGUAUCUAGAAAGGCAUGUUCUGGAGAAUUAAAAAGAAAAUUAUUCAGUUUCAUUUGAGCUUAUUCAGCUUUGCCAAAAUUUCAAAUUUUGUAUUGUAGUCCAUAGUGCAUACAAUUCCAAACUUCUGAUAGUAAGCAUUUUUUAAUACAAGGGUGAGGCUUCAAAGUGAAAAUCAAUACUGUAUUUUUCAAACAUAUGUUUCUAAAGAUGGAUAGGAUAAAGUGACCAUUUUCAAUAAAAUGAAAAAGUAUCCUAAAACACCUGAGGUGAAAGAUUUGAUUCAGCAUAUAAUAUGAAUAGGUUAAAUUAACAAUCAAUAUGUUGGGUUGUAAUGGGUCCCGAGCCAAAAAUCCUUGAUUUUGGUAUCAAUAACCUUUCAUGCAUGGAUCAAGUAUCGGGAUUAAAUCUUUGUUAAGAGAUUUUGAUAUGAGAGUUAACUUCAUAAGUGUUAAACAAAUAGGGCUACAUGUAUGUACAGUGGUGUACAUCUGCCAUCUCGUCAAUAUUUAAUUUGACAAAGAAUUAGUUUUUGGAAACUUGGGUAAUUUUCACUACACUUUUGUAAGAUUGGUAUGUAUAUUUGUCUUUUACCAAAGCUUUAAUUAUACCAUGACUGUUUACAUAUCAUCAGUGAUACUAAUCACUAUAAAAGAAUGAUCAUCUGAAUGUACUUGACUGACUGGUAUAGGCACACUUGGCAUGUUAAGAAAAUUGAUGUUUGUUGAAAUUUUAUUCUUGCCAAAGUUGCCAUUGAUACUCUUAACAAUUUACGAGUGAGCAACUACCAUGGUGACAGCCAAUAUUCCAUGGUUGGAUAGCAAAAUUAUCACAAAAGUAACUUUGAUGCAACUACCAAAAGAUAAAAGCAGUUACGGGCAGAUUCAUGAUUUCUUAAAAUGUGGAGAGGGGCACAGGCUGUAGGUCAAAUCAAUAUUCUACCAAAUUUAUGAAGAGACCCCCCCCCCCUCAAAAAAAUAAUAAAUAAAUAAAAGGGGGAGGGACUGGUCUCGCUCAUCUCAUAAAAGGGCGUGCACAACAUACAUUUUUAAAAGAGGAUGACUGCUCUCUUUCCCCCUCCUUUCAGGAUCUGUACCUAAUAAGUUGACACUUUUAAUUACUCUUUCUGCUGGAUCGAAGAUAUUGCUUGGUUUUUGUGAUCAACCUAGAAACAUUUGUUUUUCCAAGUGUAUGUAUGUGCAUCAUCAGGUUUUUAUAUUUCCUCACAAUAUUAUCAAGGAGGAUUACAAAUUGUCUUAUUUAUUUCAUUUUUACUUUUUUUGGUUCCACACCGCUUCGAAGAGUUGAUGCAAUGAAUUAGACCACCAAAUUCAUGAGAUUGAAAUUUCAUGUUCAUUUAGGUGUUGAUCAGUUCAGUUGAAGAUUUAUGGUAGAAUUUCUAUUUUCUCUUGUCAAUGCCUUUUCUAUAAAAGGUUACUUCCGUCAGUUACUGGUAAUUCUUUCAUUUCAAAUCUGCUGAAGUCCAUGGGAGAGAACACAUCCACGUGGUUCAUAAAUUCAUAUCUUCAAAUAUAAUGAGUAUUGUUAACAGUAUUUUGAUUAAAAAUACGGCAUAUAGGGGCCUAUAUAUAAUGUUUAUAUAUGAUUUUAUUGUUUUAACUUUCAAAAUUAUUGAAAAUAUUGAAUAUGAUGAAAAUAUAUAAGGCAAUUGAAUUCAUAACCUUGAUAUUUCUUUAAGUGUGAUUGUCUUCUUCAGUCUAAAAAAUGAUUUUUUUUUUGGUUAAAUUGUUAUCACCUAAAACUAAUGUUGGGAAGGGGGACUGGGGAUCCGUUUUCAGACAGCAAGAUAAAUGAAGAGAGAAAGGAGGGGAAUGAGAGAGAGAGAAAGAAUUGGAG